Molecule: messenger RNA, 3258 nt
Organism: Dioscorea cayenensis subsp. rotundata (Guinea yam)
Lineage: Eukaryota; Viridiplantae; Streptophyta; Magnoliopsida; Dioscoreales; Dioscoreaceae
Product: kinesin-like protein KIN-5C
Exons: 23
Coding region: 47-3079 (1010 amino acids)
Biological process (GO): microtubule-based movement
Molecular function (GO): ATP binding; plus-end-directed microtubule motor activity; microtubule binding
Source: RefSeq, a predicted model, not a curated record
UUUUUUCCGCCAUUAGAGUAGGUUCGAGGUCUCUCUAUACCCAAACAUGGCUUCUCGCCAGGAGAAGGAGAAGGAGAAGGCCGUCAACGUCCAGGUUCUCCUCCGUUGCAGGCCCUUCAGUGAGGAUGAGAAGAGGAACAAUGCGCCGAAGGUAGUGACCUGCAAUGAUUACCAGAGGGAGGUUUCCGUCUCGCAGACCAUCGCCGGCAAGCAAUUCGAUAGGGUUUUCACUUUUGACAAGGUUUUUGGUCCUUCAGCCCGGCAGAAAGAUGUAUAUGAACAAGCGAUAGUUCCGAUCGUAAAUGAGGUUUUGGAAGGUUUUAACUGCACUAUAUUUGCUUAUGGUCAGACUGGUACUGGAAAAACUUAUACCAUGGAAGGUGAUUGCAAAAGAACUAAGUGUGGAUCUAAAGGUCAGUUGCCAUCAGAUGCGGGUGUGAUUCCCAGAGCAGUAAAGCAGAUUUUUGAUACAUUAGAAAGUCAAAGUGCAGAAUACAGUGUUAAGGUUACAUUUUUAGAGCUAUAUAAUGAGGAAAUCACUGAUUUGCUAGCCCCUGAGGAGUUAGCAAAAGCUCCUUUGGAGGAUAAGCAGAGAAAACCACUGACUCUUAUGGAGGAUGGUAAAGGUGGUGUUCUUGUCCGAGGUCUGGAGGAAGAGAUAGUAACCAAUGGGAAUGAGAUAUUCACACUGUUGGAAAGGGGAUGUGCAAAACGCCGUACAGCAGAGACACUAUUAAACAAACAAUCUAGUCGGUCACAUUCUCUUUUCUCUAUAACCAUUCACAUCAAAGAAGCAACUCCAGAAGGUGAAGAGCUCAUCAAAUGUGGUAAACUGAACCUAGUUGACCUCGCUGGGUCAGAAAACAUUACUCGUUCUGGUGCUAGGGAGGGACGUGCUAGAGAAGCUGGAGAAAUAAACAAAAGUUUACUAACAUUGGGGCGUGUUAUUACUGCUCUUGUGGAACACCUUGGACACAUUCCCUACAGGGACAGUAAGUUGACCCGGUUACUACGUGAUUCAUUGGGUGGAAGGACUAAGACGUGUAUCAUAGCGACAGUUUCUCCAUCUGUCCACUGCCUCGAAGAAACUCUAAGCACGCUAGAUUAUGCCCACAGAGCAAAGAAUAUAAAAAACAGACCUGAGAUAAACCAGAAAAUGAUGAAAUCUACAUUAAUCAAAGACCUCUAUGGAGAAAUUGAUCGGCUUAAAGCAGAAUUAUAUGCUGCUCGAGAAAAGGUUGGAGUUUAUAUACCAAAAGAAAGAUACUACGAGGAGGAAAAUGAGAGAAAAGGGAUGGCUGCUCAGAUUACACACAUGAGUAACUUACUGGAAAGCAACCAAAAGCAACUUGAUGCUCUUCAAGAGAAAUAUGAUAGGCAGCUUGAGCAGUCCGCUGAUUUAGGUCAGGAGCUUGAAGCUGCCAAGGAAAAUCUUGAACACACUAGUAAGGAACUCACCAGUGUAAAGGACGAUCUGAAGCAUUCUCAGUAUGCUUUGAAGGAGAAAGACUUCAUUAUAUCGGAACAGAGAAAGGCAGAAUAUGCAUUUACGAAUCAAAAUUGUGUUCUACGGGCUGAAUUGGAGAAGUCUAUUUGUGAUAAUGCUUCAUUAUUCUCUAAAAUAGCCAGAGAAGACCAACUGAAUGCUACCAAUAGGUCAAUUGUCAACAACUUCCGAGAGGAGCUUGAAGAGAAGAUUAGCAUACUUUGUCACACUGUUAGUUCAUCUAUGGCACAGCAGAGGAAACACCUUCAGUGUGUUGAGAAACUUUGUCAAUCUUCUCUAGAUUUUAAUGAGAAGGCCAUGUCAGAACUUGGGAAAAAAUUUUCAAGUUCGAAGGCUUUGUAUAUUUCUUACAUGGAAGCAGUCCAAAAUGUGGUGCGUUUGCAUAAAGCAAGUGCUAAUGCUAUCCUCGAAGAGAUAACAUCUCUGACUUCAACAAAUUCUUGCUCUCUUGAACAUUUACUAGCUAUGGGUGAAAGAGAAGCAGAUCAGAUCUUUCGUGAUCUUCAAAGUAUGCUUUCAAGCCACCGAGCAGAGAUUUCACAUUUUACACAAGAGCUUCACAAGAGAUACAUUGAUAGCUUGAAGCUUACAAGGGAAAUGUCAAAGUUCAUUAUUGGAUUUCUUGAUAAACUUGGAGAAGAAUCAAGGAGACUGCAUAUCCAUUCGGACAAGGUGCAUGAAUCUCAAGAAGAGAUCAUUGGAGAUUUUCAGAAGGUUUAUGAGGAGAAAUCAAGGUUGGAAGCAGAGAAGCUCUUAGGAGACAUUUCAAGUUUACUAUCUGACCACAUGCACCGACAGAAAGAUCUUGUUGAUGAGAAGCUCAAUGGCUUGAAACAUGCAGCUUUGGAGAACAAAACAUUCUUGGAUGGCCACACAUCCUCAAUAGAAGGUGCUAUAGUCAAUGGCAAGAGAAAAUGGGAGACAUUUUUCUCCGAAGCACAAACUGCAUCCAAAGAAGGUUGUGAUUUCUCAUCAGCUAAACAUUGUCAAAUGGAAGAUAGGUUACAAGCAUGUGUUCUUAAUAUUGAUGCUGCUUCUCAACAUUGUAAGAAGAUGUGUGGAUCUAUCAAUGAAACAAGUGUCGGACACGUUACAGAAAUGGAGGCCCUUUUGAGGUGUAUAUCUGAGAAUAACGAGCAAAAUGAUGCAGAAGUUACUUCAGCAAGAAAUGCUGCAGAGAAGGAUGUGACCAAGAAUUGUGAUGAUGUCUUUAAUUAUUUUGACUUGAUAUCGAAACAUGAGCUUGAGGCAGCAUCAGAGACAAUGACAACAAUUAAAACUCAUUCACAGACUCUACAGCAGCUCGAGAGCAAUCAUAAUAUCUUGGCCACUGAAAUCAUACAUAGCGCAGAGAAUACCUUCGAACACAAUUAUAAGGAUUAUGAACCAACUGGUGAGACUCCAACAAGAUCAGAUGAGCCAGUGAUCCCAAGCAAGGCAACAAUAGAGUCACUGAGAGCAAUGCCAAUGGACAAACUCUUGGAGGAAUUCAGAGAAAACCACCCUUAUGAGACUACCAAGCAACCGAAAACUUCGCUCAUUCCUCGCUCCCCACUUGCUCAGCUUAACUAAUUCUCGGCAUAUCCAUUGAAGAGAUUAAGCAUCUUACAUUCUUGUUUUAUGGAGCUUUCUCAGCUUCAUUGUAACCGGAAAUUGAUACAUUUAUUGAAGGAAAACAAACGAUAUUAGUUGCAACAGCGAUAAAAGCAAUUCAGUUGUACUACAGAUGUACAAAGAGCCGGCAAUGUUGU